Molecule: messenger RNA, 3303 nt
Organism: Anopheles moucheti
Lineage: Eukaryota; Metazoa; Arthropoda; Insecta; Diptera; Culicidae
Product: facilitated trehalose transporter Tret1-like
Exons: 5
Coding region: 1674-3104 (476 amino acids)
Biological process (GO): transmembrane transport
Cellular component (GO): membrane
Molecular function (GO): transmembrane transporter activity
Source: RefSeq, a predicted model, not a curated record
GAGGGGAACGCGGCACGAGUGGUGAAACGAGGGAGGGUGUGAAACGGUGGCUGGUGGUUCGGGCUACAUUUGUCCCUGCACGGUCGCGUACGAUCGCAGUCGGCAUCCGUCCUUCGAGCGGCCACGAUCGCGCGGAAACCGAAAGGAAUCGGAAAACGUAACGCCCGAUUAGGGGCGGUGAGUGUGAGUGUUUUUUUUUCUGCUUUUACGGACAUACGGUCCCGAAAGUUAGCCAGACCGGGGGUGCGUACACGCACGAGAAACGCGAAAUACAAUUAAACGGAUAAAAGAACAUCAACAUGUGCUAACAGUGUUGUCGUGCGCGUGACUGUGUAUUAAAGCUAGAGAGUGUUAAUACAAACCCCGGCAACUCAAUUGUGAGGAUCGCGCGAGUGACGGCGCGUGAGUGUUUCCGGUGAGUUUACGCAUCAGGGCUCUCGUCCCCCACCCCCAUCGUGGUGUCUCGUGACGUGAUCGGCAAUGCUGCAUGCGUGCGUGCAUCCUCGCGGCUAAUAAAACGCAAUAUCGUCCUGCCGAACGACGCCUGGCACGGAACAUGAUCGUUUGAGCACAACAAACAAAAAAGAACCCAACACGCUCUCACGCCCUCUCACGCCGGUCUCGCACGCGGGCUUCGCGCGGUGAGCAAAACGCCGACCGCCAACCGACGGUCGUGCACAGUGCGUCGCCUUUGAUUGGCACACACAACACUCGCCGUCCUCAGUCUCGUUUUCAGACUCGGCGACCAAGGCGGCGAACGCUCGUUUGGCUCGCUCGCGUCCACCCCAAAAAAAAACAAAAAAACGGGCGAAAAGUUUGCGAAGCCGCAACACUUUGUUUAGCAAAUCUCCUUAAUGACAAUUAAUUCACAUGUGCGAAGGUGAAAGUGAAAGUGAAGUUUGCUCGCAGAGAGAGGAACGUUGCUGCCGGUGUCGGUAAGAAUCAGAACACAGCAGGAAAGUCUAGCCGCAAAGGGGAAGAAUUCUUUCCAAACAAAACAAAAAAACGGCUCCCACGUGCGUGAGUGCAACUGCAGCAGCCGAUGCAUGUGCGUGCACACACCAUUCGUUGCAUAAUUUCGACGCUUGCCAGCGGCAAACACAACCUCGCUCUCGUUUCUGGCGUUGCACCACCACACCUGCCUUCCUCGCCCCACAACAAAGGGCCUUCUCCUCCCCCCCUGGUGCCACAGUGGUGAGUGGGAGCUACCUUGUGCAGCGGAUUGUGCCAUCAUCGUGUGCAUUGUGGAUUUUUUUUCGGUUUCUGUUUUGUAUUGCGGCCACGCAAAAAUAGCCAAACAAAAAUCGCCGAAUUGGUGUCAACCGUAAGCUGUGAGUGUGGUUCGAUAGUGAAAGUGAGAGGGUUUGCUUUGGUUGUUUGAAAGUUACUCGAGUGGAAUUAAUUUGGGGGGUAAAAAACGCACCCCCUGAGAUAUUUCCGGUGGUUUCGCCUAAAAACCAGUACUGCAUUUAUUCGUAAACCACGCCGAGGUGGGAAGGACCGUGCCGUGCGGCGUGUGGGCGUUACAUUCGGGUGGGAAUGUUGAGUGUCGUGUGGGAACGUGCAUAUAAAGUUCGGAAUUGAAGUGCCGGAACGUUUGUUACAAUUAGAAGUUAAGAAGCUAUCGUGUUACUACUACUUUCAUUGAACGCCAAGUCGACAACACCGGAAAGAUGGUCGCGAAAGGUGUCCGAAAUCAGUACCUAGCGACGUACUGUGCGAAUCUCGCCACACUGAUCUACGGGCUGUCGAUAGGAUGGCUUUCGCCGAACCUGAUCCUGAUGUCCUCGGACGAGACACCGCUGGUGACGGGUAAGAUCAGCAGCGAGGAACAGGGCACGGUCGGGUCGAUCGGUACGAUCGGCUGCAUGUUGGCACCGCUGGUGUGCGGCUGGGUGGCCGAAAUUGCCGGCCGAAAGUCCGCCCUGAUGCUGAUCGGUGUGACGCAGCUGAUCAGCUGGGCGGUGAUGCCGUUCGCUACCCGACUGUCCGUGAUCUAUGCGUCGCGCAUCUUUGGCGGUUUUGCCGGCGGUGGAACACUUUCCAUAGUGCCAUUGUUCGUGUCGGAGAUAUCGGAGGAUAGAAUACGAGGAACGCUUGGUACGAUGCUCGCCAUCUCAUGCAAUUUUGGAAUCCUGCUCGGUUUCAUCAUAUCUCACUACGUUAAUUGCUGGGCCGUGACGUACCUUGCGCUGCUGCUGUGCGUGGUAUACUCGCUUGGUUGCUGCUUCUUGCCAGAAUCUCCACAGUAUCUGUUUGUCAAGAAGAAGAAGGAGAAAGCGAUAAAGGCGCUGCGGUUCUAUCGCGGAGAGGAAGCCGAAAGUGAAACAUCACAAUUUACCGCCGAGGUGGCCCGCUUCAAGGACAUCCACAAUGUUGGCCCGCUCAAGAAGAAGGACUCCAACCAGAUACACAUCAAAGAUUUCCUGACACGAUCGCGCUGGAAGCCGAUCCUGAUCUGCGUCAUCGUGAUCAUGUUCCCGGCCGGUUCCGGUUCGAUACCGCUCAUCACGUACACGGCCAAAAUCUUCCAGGAGUCCCAGUCCAACCUCAGCCCGGCCAUGUCCUCCAUCGUGGUGGCCACGCUGCAGCUGAUCGGCUCGUACGUCUCCACGAUGACGGUCGAGAAGGCGGGCCGCCGCGUGCUGCUGGUGGUGUCCACGCUCGGGUGUGCCGUCUGUACCAUCACGAUGGGCACGUACACCUUCCUGCAGGAGAUGCGCAUGGAGGUGGACUGGUUCCGGUGGGUGCCGGUCGCCAGCAUGUCCGCACUAGUCUUCAUCAAUGCCAUCGGUAUCGGUAUUGUGCCAUUCAUCAUCAUGACCGAGAUCCUGGAGCCGAAGAUCCGCGGCUCGGUCGUCACCUUCUGUCUGCUGGAGUUUUCCGGCGUCGCGUACCUAGUCGUCAAGUACUUCCCGAUCGCGGUCGAGCAGCUCGGGAUGUACGCGUGCAUGUGGUUCUUCUCCUGCUGCUGCGUCGCGUCCGCCACCUUCGUCCUUACCUGCAUGCCGGAAACGAAGGGCAAGAGCUUCGAGCAGAUCUCCGAAUCUCUCAACGGUGGCAAGAAGUCCGGCCACAAGGAUGUCGCCCCGACGCCCGUCUGACACACGGCCUAACGUGCGACGGACGGCACGCGCACCCGCGUACGCCUCCGCACGCUGGCGUACGCUUUAAAACGUUUGUUUUCGUUAUGUUUUAUACCCUUUAUGAAUUACCUCCUGAAGCAUCUUGAAUUGUAUUAUACACGUUUUUCAUGACAUAAGCAUACUUUUCCUUCUAUCUGAACCGACGUGUGAGUGCGUG